CUAGCAACCCGCAGCCAUGUCCAGUAAGCACUCGCCCGCACAUAUCACGCACCCAGCCAGUACUCAUGACGAUAGAGCCUCUCCCUACCGAGGUCGCGGCCUCCUACUCGGCCAUAAUUGACGAGAUUCUGCGCGCCAGCGACCUGAACACAAUCUCAGCGAAGCGCAUACGCAAAGGACUGCAGGAGCGCAUCAACACCGACACUACAGACCAGAAGGAUGCGAUCACAGCGCUCAUCAUGCAGCGCUUCGACAAGUUCAACUCCGAAGUCAACGGCACGACGGGGCCCGAAGAGCCGCUCCCCAGCGUUGAAAACGGCGCAGCCUCGACGUCAGCGACGCCCGAGCACAAGCGCUCGCCGGACUCGGAAUCCGCGCUGUCGGAGCUCGAGGACGCGGCGCCGCCCAAGAAGAAGGCGAAAAAGGCUAAGCCCGCCGAAGACGACGACGCCGCGUUCGCGCGCAAACUGCAGGCCGAGGAGAACGCGCGCUCGGGCCGCGCAACCCGCGGCGGCAACUCGCGCAAGAAGGCGCCGCUGCCCAAGAAGAAGGCGAAGAAGAAGAGCGCGAACCGCGUCAAGGACGAGGACGACAGCGACAUUGCGUCGGGCAGCGACAAGGAGAAGAAGAGCCCGAGCCGCAAAGGCGGGUUCCACAAGCCAAUGGCGCUCUCCCCCCCCCUCGCCGCCCUCCUCAACGAAACCACGCUCUCGCGCCCGCAAACCGUCAAGAAGAUCUGGGAGUACGUCAAGGCGCGCGACCUGCAGGACCCCAGCGACAAGCGGCAGAUCCGCUGCGACGACGCGAUGCGCGCCGUCUUCAAGUCGGACCGCGUGCACAUGUUCACCAUGAACAAGAUCCUGAACCAGAAUCUGUAUGCCGUCGACGAGAUCACGGGGCCGGUGCCCGUGCAGGGGCAGGGGGAGUCGGGGUCGGAGUAAGGGUGUUGAAGGUUGGGGCUGGGUUUGGAUUGAAGGGGGGGUUGGACAGAGAGGUGCUGCCUCGGCGGCGAUUCGACAACGACACUCGAUGUCAAGAUUUUGGAUACCAAGACCUUGGAUACCAAGACUUGCGUCGAGCGCGACAGCAACAGCGACAGAGAGACUUGAAAGGCGCGCGUUGGGCGUGGAAUUCGACGCGCGGACUGUGAAUAUCUAGCAUGGCGUUUCCAUCUGCGCAUUUUCCGGGGCCGGAGCAUCGCGGGCGUGUUCUUGGGGACUCAUUUAUUUCUUUUCUUUCUUUUGGGUAAUCUGCGGGCGGGGGGGCGGCGGGGGU
This is a messenger RNA of Boeremia exigua, 1275 nucleotides long. RefSeq lists its product as uncharacterized. NCBI's taxonomy places the organism in Eukaryota, Fungi, Ascomycota, Dothideomycetes, Pleosporales, Didymellaceae. The record is from RefSeq and is a predicted model, not a curated record. Gene Ontology annotation, molecular function: RNA polymerase I cis-regulatory region sequence-specific DNA binding. The transcript is spliced from 3 exons. Gene Ontology annotation, cellular component: RNA polymerase I upstream activating factor complex; nucleus. The coding region runs from base 66 to 941 and encodes 291 amino acids. Gene Ontology annotation, biological process: nucleolar large rRNA transcription by RNA polymerase I; transcription initiation at RNA polymerase I promoter.